Messenger RNA from Desarmillaria tabescens, 1590 nucleotides. RefSeq names its product CDF-like metal transporter. Gene Ontology annotation, molecular function: monoatomic cation transmembrane transporter activity. Lineage: Eukaryota; Fungi; Basidiomycota; Agaricomycetes; Agaricales; Physalacriaceae. The transcript has 13 exons. The record is from RefSeq and is a predicted model, not a curated record. Gene Ontology annotation, cellular component: membrane. Gene Ontology annotation, biological process: transmembrane transport; monoatomic cation transport. Bases 258 to 1499 code for a protein of 413 amino acids.
UGAUCAACCGUAACCGCUAGAGCGACGUCGAACCCGACGCUUUGGUACCAAGUUGAGCACUUCAAGAUCUCACCUUCCACCGUCGUAUCCUUCGACAUUACCUUCCAGCACUCAUUUCUAAAAAUGCUCGUAUUGCCUAGAGGCGAACACAUGCUGUUAUCCCAAUCAUAUUCAUCCCGGGAAUUUGCGAACGGGUUCACACCCCAUAAAAGAGCGACAGCAGCAGAACUCCUUCGCACCUGUUCCCCCUCAUCGAUAUGGAGUCCUCAUCGUCUACCAGCCCCCUUUCAGAGCCUCGAAAAUCUUCUCGAUCGAGCUCUGCUUGCAAUCCUCCCUCGACGGCGCCUUUAUCUCCUGCACGUUCGGCUCCUGAUGUCCCUGACUUGGAGAGCUCGCUGUCGACUGUCAACACCGGGCCAGUUGAUGAUCCCUAUGGCCUGAGAAAUGCCUGGCGAGACCCGGGCGAUGUGGCUGCUCUGUGUAAGCGGUGGAACCUGCGUAAACAACGACACAUUGGGAAGUUUUACGAGACGCAGAACGAGAAGAUUGAUGCGUUGUUGAAGAGUAUGGAGAGUCACGCUCAGGAUGGGAAAGAUGACAUGAGGGAUAACGCCUUGAAGGUCAAAAUCGCUGUAUACGCCUCGUUCACUGCGAACUGCACACUAUCUAUUCUGCAGCUCUACGCCGCUAUCUCAUCUCUUUCUCUGUCUUUUUUUGCAACUGCUGCAGAUUCAGUAUCGGAUCCUGUCGCGAACCUAUUCUUGAACUUGCUCCAUCGUAAGUCGAAGCGCGUGGACUUCGAUAAAUAUCCCGGCGGUGGCGCUCGUCUGACUACUAUCGGUAAUAUUGUGUAUUCGUGCGCCAUGCUUUCUGUCAGCGUUCUUCUCGUCGCUUUCUCGGUCCAAGACCUAGUCACUCAUAAGGGCGGAGAUACUCUGGAUUUCCAUGUUCCUUCGGUCAUUGCUGUCGGCGUGGCUUUUGUCACGAAAUUGCUCCUCUUUCUAUACUGUUUCUCGAUCCGCAACUCGAGCUCGCAGGUCCAGGUCCUUUGGCAGGAUCAUCGAAAUGAUCUCUUGAUCAAUGGCUUUGGUAUUCUCACAAGCAGUGCUGGUGCCAAGCUCAAGUGGUGGAUUGAUCCUAUAGGCGCUAUCAUCAUUUCGUGUGUCAUUAUUUCUUCGUGGACAUACACAUCGUACAUACAAUUUGGCUAUCUCGCUGGAAAAGCUGCUCCUCAUGAAUUCACCCAGCUGGUCAUCUACAAGACACUUACUUUCAGCGACGAGAUUAAGCAGAUCGACUCCUGUAGGGCAUAUCACAGUGGAGAGAAAUUUCUUGUCGAAGUCGACAUCGUUAUGCCUAGCGACACACCUUUAUGGAAAUCUCAUGACCUGAGCCAGGACCUCCAAGAUAAACUUGAGACGCUACCAAUGGUUGAGCGAGCGUUUGUCCAUGUUGACCAUGAAGUGUUACACAAACCUGAACACCGCAAGUAUGCCUGAUAAUAAUCGCGAAUUGGUGGAAGACAUGGUAUGUGUACUGGAAGAACGAAUGGUCUUGGUUUAGGAUUCAAAGUACGACUGCAGUAUGAAU